Homalodisca vitripennis (glassy-winged sharpshooter) is the source of this 1998-nucleotide messenger RNA. RefSeq lists its product as uncharacterized. Gene Ontology annotation, biological process: apoptotic process involved in development; phosphatidylserine exposure on apoptotic cell surface; engulfment of apoptotic cell. The transcript has 5 exons. The record is from RefSeq and is a predicted model, not a curated record. NCBI's taxonomy places the organism in Eukaryota, Metazoa, Arthropoda, Insecta, Hemiptera, Cicadellidae. Gene Ontology annotation, cellular component: plasma membrane. Bases 668 to 1936 code for a protein of 422 amino acids.
AUUAUAUGUCAUAUAUAAUAUUUGGAAACAUUAAUUAUGUAUAAAUAAAUGAAAUCCAUUAAGUACUUUAUUCAGAUUUCCAUAAAUGUUUAUUCAAAUUUAUUUUCUUUUCAUUUAUAAACGCUUCAUAUAUAAACUUUUUGUAUUUAUAAACACUAUGCAAAAUGAUAAAAACCAGUUUUAUAGUAACUAGUACAUGUCAAUGUGGAGAAGUUAUUUAACAUAACAAUGCUUUUAGCCAAGGCCAUAACAAAUGUAUAAAUAUAAUUAUAUAGUUUAUUAUUUAUUUAUAUCAAGUAUCCCCACCUCUAUUCCUCUGAAAAAAGUCAUUGAUUUUAAACAGUAAAAGACUUAAACUCUGAUCAGGUUUUUGUAAAGUGUUUGUACAAGCCUGUCUGUUACUUUAAUUUCCUAAAGUAACAGACAUACACCAGCAACAACUGACCUGACGUUAUAUAGUAGCUGACUGGUAAGCCCACUUGGCUUACAAGUCAGAUUGAUAGGUAAGGCCGUUAUCACAGAAGCAAACAUGAGAUAACAGAGUGACAUUGGCUUCCAUAUCUUUUAACGACAGCCUGGCUGUAAACUUAUCAUUAGACUCCACAAUGGAUAUCUUAUAAUGGGACUCUAGUGCUGAAACUCCACACACUACUCCUGAUAACCUGCAAUGGAAGAAGAACUAGAAGACAGAGGAGCUAAUAAGAUAUUUUGUUGUGACCUCCCUAGGAAAAAGCAAUGGGUGUGGCUGUACACGUUAGUUCCCAGUGUUCUCAGUUUCCUCCUGCAUCUUGCAUCUCUCCUGGUCGAUAGCUCUCUGGCUCUCCAGUUGGCCUUUGUUGAGGAUCUACAACAACUCGCCAUCCUCACCUUUGCCUUUCUCUAUGUUCCCGUCGUGUUCACCCUGGUGCUCCAACCCCUCCCGUUCCCGCAGACUAUCUCGUGUGGCUCUCUAGCCUGGUGGACACUCAGGCUUGCCAUCUACUUUGUGUUCUACCCACUACUUAUCUCACUCAGUUUGCUGAAGCGCCUCUUCUGGAUCGUACAAGCACUUCAAGCCCAAAAACCUUCAAAAGAAAUCCUUAUGGAGUACGAUACAGUUUUGUCUAAAGAUGAACACAGCUAUAUCUUCCUUCAAGCUUUUCUGCAGUGUGCUCCUCAAGCUAUUCUACAAAUACAUUUCAUGCUUCUUAAAAUACCAACCGACUUAAGAACAGAUUAUCUCCAAGCCACAAGUGUGGUCGUGUCACUGGUCACCUUGGCCUACUGCAUAGCAUCAUACCACCGCUACGAGGCCCAGGUUGUGGGUGGCCGACCCUCUGUGCUGCUCCUGAACCCUCCAGAGCUGACCUCGGGUACUCACGACACUGCACUGCCUCUGCUACCCAUUCGCUUUUGCCUCCGUAGCAAGAUCAUCGCACUACAGUUGGACUCCUUGGAGGGAAAGGUGGUUCUAUUUUUGUCUUGGCUGCUGUUAAUAUCUGGCAGAUUACUGUGUCUAGUUAUAUCAGAGAAAAUGCAUGAAAAAGCUACAAUGAUUACUUUAUUUGUCCACAUUUGUUUGAUACUGCUUUAUAUGUUUUCUUCACAAACAACUACACUCUUUGACAUACCAUCUCGGCUUAUCAAUGCUAUCUUUUCAAUUGUAGCACUUGUCGAAGUCUCUGUGAGAUUUCACAAAGUUCCACUAUUGUAUUUUCUAUUUUUUAUUUGUAUAUUUGUAGAAGAUACUUACCUGUUGAUUUUAUUUUAUGUCUAUAGCAAACACUUGUGUUCUGACCGCGGUUUUGACUGUGACUCAUUUGGGAUUUACGCCUAUUUAAUUAUAAAUUCCCAUGUCUUAGGAAUAAUUAUGUUUGGAUUUUACCUGGCUCGACUUCGACCUCAAAGGAAGUCAGUGGUCUCGAUGCCUCCAGCAGAAAACCUAGUGCCCAUUUAAAUACUACAUACUUAUGUAAACAAAGUUCCUAAUUGUUAAUAAAGUAUAAGAUUCUUGUUAAA